Molecule: messenger RNA, 1775 nt
Organism: Nymphaea colorata (pocket water lily)
Lineage: Eukaryota; Viridiplantae; Streptophyta; Magnoliopsida; Nymphaeales; Nymphaeaceae
Product: agmatine hydroxycinnamoyltransferase 1-like
Exons: 1
Coding region: 79-1377 (432 amino acids)
Molecular function (GO): acyltransferase activity, transferring groups other than amino-acyl groups
Source: RefSeq, a predicted model, not a curated record
UAUGCACCCCAGCUACCGCACAGCCACCUUCACUUCUCGACCUCUUCCUACCGCUGGUCCUAAACGAAAGAAGAGAGAAUGAAGAUCAAGAUAGAGAGUUCCAAACUCGUGAAGCCAAGCUACGAGUCCCCAACCCACCCUGCAACCGACGUCCUCAUCCCUCUCAGCCUCUUCGACGCCGUCACCUUCGACACCCACGUCGGCGGCCUCUACGUCUACCGGCCGCCCACCCCGCCGAACCGAGUGAUCGAGCAGGGCCUGCGCAAGGCCCUUGUAGAGUACAGGGAGUGGGCCGGCCGCUUCGUCUACGACGCCGACGACCGCCGCUGCAUCAUUCUCAACGACGAGGGUCUGCCCUUCGUCGAGGCCAGCUCGGAGUACCCCCUCGGCAGCAUCCUGGACGAGCCCUCGCCCCAUCACCUCGACCUGCACCCGUCCCUCGAUGCCCCCGACUUCCUAGCCCAGGUGCAGCUCACCCGGUUCGCUUGCGGCACCCUCGUGGUGGCCUUCACCAGCAACCACAUGGUCGCAGAUGGGUUGGCUACCAGCGGCUUCAUCGUUGCCUGGGGCCGAGCCACCCGCGGCCUCCCCAUGGACCCUCUUCCGCUGCACGACCGCUCCAUAUUCGUCCCCCGCGACCCUCCCCGCUUCCAGUUCCAGCACCGAGGGGUCGAGUACGUCGACCGCCGGGCCACCACCAAACACUCGGACCCCGAGGACACCAUAGUCGUUCACAAGGCACGCUUCCCCCAUGACUUUGUAGCGAAGCUCAAGUCCGAGGCCUCCGUUAACAGCCCUUAUACAAAGCCUUUUACGACCUUCGAGUGCGUUAUGGCUCACCUUUGGAGGAAGAUCACCAGCGCCAGAGGACUGAGCGGGAAGGAGACGACCAAGGUGAAGAUUGCGGUGAACGGGCGCAGCAGAGUGAGCAACCCGUCGGUGCCCAUGAGGUACUUCGGCAACGUGGUGCUGUGGGCUGUGCCGCAGUCCAGGGUGGAAGACCUGUUGGCCAAGCCGGUGGAUCAUGCAGCGGCGCUCAUUCACGAUGCCGUUGCUCGGGUGGACGACGACUACUUCAGGUCCUUCAUCGACUUCUCGAGCUCCAAGGAGAAGAUGGAAGGGCUGGUGCCGAGCGCGGACGAGGAGGAGAUGGUGCUGAGCCCGGACCUGGAGGUGGACUGCUGGCUGAAGUUCCCUUACUAUGGCUUGGACUUCGGUGCCGGGAGCCCUUACCUCUUCGUGCCUUCGCAUCUGCCGGUGGAAGGGCUGCUGAUCAUCGUGCCUUCUUUGGCCGGCGUUGGUGAUAUUGACGUCUACGUUCCCCUCUUUGAGAAGAAUGUGGACUCCUUCAAGAGUGGCCUGUUUUCACUGGAUUAGGAGUGAACAUCAAAUGUCGUCGUUCUUAUCUCGAGAGAAAGACUCCGGUGACACUAUGUACUUGAUAAUGAUGUUCCUAGUUUCAUUUCUUAACCUUUUUUUUUCUUUUUCUUGUGUUUUUAAUAUAUCAUCACCUUCCAAUACUGCAAGCCAGCGGUUAGCCGGAUGACGUUUACAUUAGGGGCGUGUUUAUUUAAUCUGAUCCCGGAUAGGGAGAUCGGAAGUAAAACAAAUGACGGAUUUCUAUUUUAUAGAUUUCAAAUCCAUGAGAGCUGGAAUCCAUGAAUUAGAGACGGAACCACAGACUGCUUAAUUAUUGGGCUCAGCCAGACUAUCAACUUCAUACUUAGUUAUUGUUUCAAGUCAAACCAUCAACUUCAUACCCAGUUUGAUGUCUA